Messenger RNA from Clarias gariepinus (North African catfish), 2938 nucleotides. RefSeq names its product cysteine sulfinic acid decarboxylase (gene csad). NCBI's taxonomy places the organism in Eukaryota, Metazoa, Chordata, Actinopteri, Siluriformes, Clariidae. The coding region runs from base 129 to 1622 and encodes 497 amino acids. The record is from RefSeq and is a predicted model, not a curated record. Gene Ontology annotation, cellular component: cytoplasm. Gene Ontology annotation, molecular function: pyridoxal phosphate binding; sulfinoalanine decarboxylase activity. Gene Ontology annotation, biological process: carboxylic acid metabolic process. The transcript has 14 exons.
UCCUCACUGCUCGCUCUCUGAUUGGUCAGUCGUUUUGCUUAAAUUAGACAUAAUAUCGGAUUACAUAUAGGCUUCGGAUCACACUGAGGACUACAGACAUAACUUCUACCAUUACUAUAGAGUGCACAAUGAGCAAAGUCACAAACGGCCACAGUGAUGUAGACGAUGCUGAACUGGACCGUUCAGUAGGAGAGCAGUUCCUCUCUGAAGCUCUCAAAGUGAUCCUGGAAGAGGCGGUUCAUAAAGCUACGGAUGUGAAAGAAAAGGUGUGUGAGUGGAAGGAUCCUGAUCAGCUAAGGGACCUUUUGGACUUGGAGCUGAGAGACCAUGGGGAAUCUCAUGAAAAGUUGCUGCAGAGAGUACAUGAUGUUGCCAAAUAUAGUGUGAAAACCAAUCAUCCUCGCUUCUUCAAUCAGCUGUUCGCCGGAGUGGACUAUCAUGCCUUGACUGGACGCCUCCUCACAGAGACACUCAACACCAGUCAGUACACCUACGAGGUGGCUCCGGUCUUUGUCCUGAUGGAGGAUGUGAUUCUCCGCAGUCUGCGCUCCUUAGUGGGCUGGUCCAAGGGGGACGGCAUAUUCUGCCCAGGAGGCUCUAUGUCUAACAUGUACGCCAUGAAUUUAGCUAGAUAUUGGGCGUUUCCGCAGGUGAAGACACAAGGCUUGUGGUCUGUCCCACGUCUGGCUGUGUUUACAUCACAAGAGGGUCACUAUUCAAUGAAAAAGUCGGCUGCCUUCCUCGGUAUCGGCACAGACAAUGUCUACCACGUGAAAGUUGACGAAAGUGGCAGAAUGAUCCCAGAAGACCUUGAAGCUAAAAUUGUUCAUGCCAAAGCACAAGGCGCUUACCCGUUCUUCGUCAAUGCUACAGCUGGCUCCACAGUACAAGGAGCCUUCGACCCCCUGGAGCGCAUUGCUGACAUCAGCGAGAAGAACGGCAUGUGGAUGCACGUCGAUGCUGCUUGGGGAGGAAGUGUGCUUUUUUCAAAGAAGCACAAACAUCUAUUAACAGGAAUUGAAAGGGCAAACUCUCUAACCUGGAAUCCACAUAAAAUGCUGAUGACUGGUCUUCAGUGCUCUGUUGUUUUGCUGAGAGACACAACGAACCUGCUGAUGCGCUGCCACUGUGCCAACGCCACCUACUUAUUCCAGCAGGACAAGUUCUAUGACACGGGUCUGGAUACCGGGGAUAAAUCCAUCCAGUGUGGACGCAAAAUCGAUUGUCUGAAACUGUGGCUCAUGUGGAAGGCAGUUGGUUCGCAGGGCCUGGCUGACCGUGUCAACAAGGCUUUCGCCAAUACAAGAUAUUUUGUUGAGGAGAUGAAGAAAAGGACGGGUUUUCAGCUGGUCUCUGAGCCGCAGUUUGUAAACGUGUGUUUCUGGUUUGUGCCGCCCAGUCUGAGAGGGAAGGAGAAUGACUCAGAUUAUCAGGACAAAUUAGCAAAGGUGGCACCACUCCUCAAGGAACGCAUGGUAAAACAUGGCUCGAUGAUGGUGGGUUAUCAGCCCCUGGAUGGACGAGUCAAUUUUUUCCGCAUGGUCAUCCUUUCUCCUCAGCUGCGACACAGCGACUUAGACUUCUUUCUGGACGAGAUUGAGAGGCUGGGGAAAGAUCUGUAGAUGAGCUCUGGGUGCUGUUCAUCAUUCGUUCUUUAGUUAUUGUCCAUCAUUGUUCUUUCCAAAGGCACGCUUUAAGGUUGCUCUUUAUCACCUUUUGAUUUUCUCAGACAAGCAGUGAGUUUCAUAAAUCAGUUUGUAAUUUAGCUGGAACAGGACUGGCACUUUGCUGAUAAGAUUGGGGACCGCUGACUUGGAACAGCUGAACGAAUCAAAUGUUUCAGAGAAACAUUUACUGGUGUUUCUUUUAUUCAUCGCUUCCUAUUCAAUUCCCUUUCAUUCUUCUUCUCCGGCGGUAGACUUUGUUUUCUUCCAGACUUUCAAUUUUCUUCCAAUUUUUGACUCGAAGCAGAGCAGAGUCUCUUCUUACUUUCUUUCUUUCUUUCUUUUUUCUUUUCCAAUUAACUUAAUCUGUCUAUCACUACAAUUUCACUGCAACUCUUUUUUGCUCUUGUCAACAUAAUGAAAAAUUGUUCAAAUGUAGCAUUAGGUCAAUUUUAUAACUUGUAUUUUUUUAAUGAAUGAAAAGCAUAGCUUUGCGUACAGUACAUAGAACUCACAUGAGCUAGAUCAGCUAAAUAAACUGUUUCUAGGGUACCGCUGUGGUGCACUUUAUCGAUAUAAGAUAAUUGAUGAAAAGAGAACAAGAGCUGAAAACAACAUAUAGUAAUUGUUCAUCUAUAUGGUAGUUGUACCUGAUAAAUGUAGGUAAAACUGGCUAUGAUAAAAAUAGAUGUAUAGUAAUAGAAUGAAUCAAUUUAUGAGGCUUCAGCAGAAAUGAGCUCCGUUUGAAUAAAUUCUCGACUGGUAUUAGUCAGAAUGUAAACCCAUUGAAAUGAAUUGAUUAUAACUUUUUUGUACGCAUCAAUUUUUUGAUACAUAACUAUAUUUGCAUAUUCUGAAUUUUCUUCUUUUUUAACUUAAAGAAAAAAAAAUCCACCCUAAACAAUUAACAUAUAUUUAAUGUAUAUGUUAAUUAUAUGCAAGUCAAUGAUGCUCAUCAUCAUAGAUUGCUAAAUAGCUAAGCCAAGUUUCUGCCAUAAUGCCAGGUGCAGCCAUGUACGCAGUAGUAGAUUCUAUGCGUAUAUGGAACUUCUCAUUACUGUGACACUGAACAUCACUUAAAAUGAUGAAAGAGAGAAAUCUUUUUAAUUUCUCUAUUAAACAAUAUUGUAACUGUCUAAGCAAUGUGUCAUAGUGCUGCAACUUCUGACAUGAAUAAUCCAAACAUUUAACACCAGAAUCAUUAAGCACAACAUAAGAUAUUUAUAAAAUCAUUUAAUGGGUUUCAGGGUGGAUUUUUCCUCUAACUUGGACUG